Molecule: messenger RNA, 4509 nt
Organism: Anopheles funestus (African malaria mosquito)
Lineage: Eukaryota; Metazoa; Arthropoda; Insecta; Diptera; Culicidae
Product: NAD kinase-like
Exons: 6
Coding region: 1193-3076 (627 amino acids)
Biological process (GO): NADP+ biosynthetic process; NAD+ metabolic process
Molecular function (GO): NAD+ kinase activity
Source: RefSeq, a predicted model, not a curated record
AACUACAUCCGAUCGAAAUUGUAUUUCAUUCGAUCGUUCGUUUUAAACAGCAAAUGUGGAAAUUUUAUUAUUUUUCGUCCUUCCGCUGAACCAUAGUGCCUUGUCGUUGUAUCGUAGUUGAACAAUAGUGUAACGCCCGUUGACGCACAGGAAAGGGAAAAACGCCAAUGGGUAUGAUUGCGGUGGAGGUGACUGCGUGAUUGAUACCAUUAAUUGUACGAAGCGGUGGAACGACGGGAAAGGGGAAGGACAGGUAGGCCGAGUAUGCAAGGUGCGCUUGAAGCCAUCAGCGACGGGUUGAAACGCACUCACUCUGGCACACGUGGUACCCGGGGACCGGGUUUUGGGACACUCGUGCGAACGAGACGGAUCGUCGUACAUUAUGCGUCGUUAUGGGGUGUGAGUGGCUGCUUUUUUUUUGCGCGCGCGCUUGUUUCUUUCAUUUCUGGCCACCGUCAGCGCCCGUUCACAGUCAGGCGAACGCAGUCAGCCGAUCGUCGCAGUCAUCGCGAGAUCGUUCCACGGAAAGGGUGCCGCCGUACGGCCGUUCCAAGGAAACCGUUGCAACGCGCGGGUUUCGAUUUUUUUUAGUACACGGGAUAAUGGUGUGUUUUGUGUUUUCCCUUCCCUACGGUUGGGAAUGAUAUCACGAGUGAAGUGCGUCUGGGUUGUCUGGGAAUUAUGAGAGUUUCAAUGGAAUGAGCGUACCUUUCGCGCGGUGUGGUAUUCCUUCCAUGUGGCAAAAACACUCGAAGAAUUAAUUAGGCAUUAGACUGCCAUUAAUAAAGGCAGGAGGCCUAUUCGGUGCAUAUGGACACUAACUGUCUGCGGUGUGGUGUGUGUUCUUUUGUUUGCAAUUCUAUUUUCAAACGCGUGCAAUCGCAACACGGCGAAGCGUUUGAAUCGGCACCUCGGAGUUAAUCCCUCAGCUAUUAUGCUCCAAACCAAAGGCCACAUUUUGUGCAUGUUUGUUUGUGUGUGUGUUGUGUGUACGCAUUUGCCGAUAUGAGUUGGUGAAUGGUGCCGUAAGCGCGUAUCAAAGUGCCCAGUGAUCGACUAGAAUCGAAGAAUAUUGCGUGAAAGGAGGGAGCAUUGUGGUGGUGCAUAACUUUGCGUUGUGUGUGCGCUAUCUGUAGUAACUUCUGCUUUGUUAAAACAAAACAGAAAAAAAAUUGGAGGCUCCAACCACAGCAUGGCUUACCUUUCCGAUGUGGAUCUCGCAACGCUACACAAGUCACGCCUCGAAGAGCGCGUACAAUAUCGGCUCUCAGCAAUGUGGACGCAUGCUGCGGAACAGAGUCGGGAACAAUCGCUCGCAGUGUCGUCAUCAACAGCGUCGCCACCGGCAAUGUUUGGUGAUCGUGAAACGGCAAACUACAGGGCGGCCAGUACGGCGUCCACAGACCGAACCUCUGUAGAUGGUACGGCACGUCUCGAAACGCACCCAAAACCUAGUGAUAUAGUGAACAAUAACGUGGCGGAACGUAGCCCAAAAGAAUCGAGUGUUUUGGGCAGUGGCACUUCGCUUGCUAAGAGAAGUUCUUUUGAACAGAAGCUCACUACAAUGGAACGACCGCUCCAUCAACAACAGUUACUGCAGCAGCAGUACAACUUCAACGGUCAUGUGAUACGCCCUAGGAUAAGAAGUAGUAACAGCAUGUCCAGCAGCAGCUCGACGGCAUCCAACUAUCAUCAUCAGCAUCAUGCGAGCAGCAGCAGUAGCGGAGGUGGCGGCAAGCACGUCGAGUGGAGUGAUGACGAUCACCUGCACGACGAUGGAUACUUCUCGUCCGACACUCGCCGAAGAAGGUCCGGUACAUGGCCGCGAACACGAAGUUUGAAUGCACCGUCCCCGUUUCAACAAUUUGGACCAUGCGGUCGAAUUAUGAAAAACUCGGCGAUGGUGAUGCAAAUUCAGGAUCCGGCUAGUCAGCGGUUAACGUGGUACAAACCACCACUGGCAGUGCUGGUCAUUAAGAAGGUUCGUGACUCGAAGGUGCUACAGCCGUUCGUACAGCUGGUGGAGUGGUUAAUCCACGAGAAGCAUAUGGUCGUCUGGGUGGAGGCCGCCAUACUGGACGAUGCAUUGCUGACCGGUGACAAGCGCUUUACCAAGUUGCAGGACAAGCUGAUCACGUUUAAGGACGGGCGUGACGAUCUAACGGAUAAGAUCGAUUUCAUCAUCUGUCUCGGGGGCGAUGGAACGUUGCUGUAUGCGUCACUUCUGUUCCAGAAGUCCGUUCCACCCGUUAUGGCAUUCCAUCUGGGGUCGCUUGGAUUCCUUACACCGUUCCAGUUCGAUAACUUCCAGGAGCAGGUGACGAACGUGCUCGAGGGACAUGCGGCACUUACGUUACGCAGCCGGCUGCGGUGUAUUAUCGUGCGCAAGGAUAAAACGGAGCAGGAGAUCUCCACCUUCAAAUCGUCUCAGGAUCCGUCGACCAACAUACUGGUACGAGUGGAACGGAACACCUCACGCGGAGAGAGAAUUCACGUGGCUUUAAUACUGAACUUUUAUUUCCAGGUGCUAAAUGAAGUUGUCAUCGAUCGGGGACUAUCGUCCUACCUAAGCAACAUUGAUCUGUUUCUGGACGGCAAGCACAUCACUUCGGUGCAGGGCGACGGAUUGAUCGUGUCGACACCGACUGGCAGUACGGCCUAUUCGGCUGCCGCUGGUGCCUCGAUGAUACAUCCAUCAGUGCCCGCCAUUCUCGUAACGCCGAUAUGUCCUCAUUCACUCAGCUUCCGACCCAUCGUACUGCCAGCGGGAGUGGAACUGAAGAUUGCAAUAUCUCCGGACAGUCGAAACAGUUCUUGGGUAUCGUUUGAUGGUCGGAAUCGUCAGGAGUUACUGCACGGUGACAGUCUUCAUGUCACCACCUCUAUUUACCCGGUGCCAAGUAUAUGCGCGCAGGAUCAGAUUGCCGAUUGGUUUGAUUCGUUGGCCGAAUGUCUACACUGGAAUGUGCGCAAGCGACAGAAGUGUCUGGACGAGCUGUCCGAUCUGACCGGUUCCGGUACGGAGGACAGCGCGAUCGAUGAUAUCGUACGCGGUAUGGAGAAUCUCGAAAAUUGAUCCGUACCGCGCAGUACUGUACGCAACACAAAAGGAGCUACAAAAGAUCAAAUCGAAGCUAUCGUACUCUGCGUCAACAAGGCAAAAGGCAAGAGUACAAAGUGAUCAGAACGUAAAAGCAAUCGUUACGAGGGAUAGUGUUAUGUGUGUGUGUUUGUGUUUGUAUGAUGUACGUGUGUGGAUCCUUUCAUGUAUUUUUAGGAAGGAGUAGUAGUAGCGAAACAGAAAUGUUGCGGAUCUCAUGCAGUGAAGUAGCAAAAAGGCGGCGCAAGGUAUGUGUUUGGUUCAGGUCGAAUUUCAGUGUCCUUUUAGUUAUGGUUCCAAGCGAUAGCUUGGAGAACUUUAAGGCCUAUCUUUUUAAUGCAACAGAGAUGCAGUGUCCAGUAGUUUGUUGAUUCGGAUCGUUGUUUUGGAUGAGAAUGAUGCUGCUGGGGGCGAGUGGGUAAUCAAUCCGAAGGGCAACCAUUUUGUGCAGAGUGGUUUUUUUCUCAUUGUAUACAAAAUUUUGCUUUCUACACCAAUGGCGUGUUCACCAGACCAGGGAAAUGUGAUUGUUUCGGUAGUAAAAACGAGUGGUAUUCAGUGUACGGUAAGCGAAAUCUGUAAGAUGUGCGAACAGUGUUUACUGUGGGUGGUUUGUUUUUGUUAAGUUUAGAUGUUCUCAAGGAGAGCGUAACAAUGGAAAGAUACAUGCUACAAUAGUGUAUAAGAGCUAAUAUUUUGAAAUGCUUUGCGUACAGAAACAGAAACAAAAAGAGUAAUGAAAGUUGCAUACAAACAGAGAAAAAAAUACCCGCUCACAACAAAAAUCCCGUCGUUAUAGAAAGUUGAGUUUUUGUACAAGUAGUAUUUGUUCCCGGGUAGUUUUCACCAAAAAACCAGCUCAAAAUCGCUCGAUACUGCAUAACUGUCUAACCGGCCGGUUGGGAGGCACAAAUAGGAAGAUAAUACACUAAGGUAAAGGCAAAAGUUACCGACGUCCAGCGAAAGAACGGGCAAGAGAUAAGCGGAGCGAUAAUGGGUGCGAUAUGGUUCGUAGUGAUAAAACGCUUCAGAUUUUUUGGUUUCGUUUGGUGGAUUCCUUUCUUCUUGUUUUUUUUAUAAUAUACCUUUGACGUUGCUAAACAUUAUGUAGCGACAGGGAAUGAUGGGAGAAAGCGUUUUGGAACAAAUGUGAACAGUACACUGAUAAGUGCCGGAUGCGUGAGAUAGGCAAAGCAAGCAAAUGUAAGAUCGAUCAAGUGCGAUGAUUGAUGGGUGUGAGGGUACAGGAGAAGGGAGAAGGUGGAAUAAAAUUCGUAUUGAUCCCUAGAGAAUUUAUAAAAAAAACUCGGUAGACGGAAAAAGACAAAAAAAAAGUGAAUGAAAGAAGAAAAUAUAUAAGUAUACCUAUUUAAUAAAUGCGAGCAUAAUGUGUACAAUCGCAAACAAAA